AUGGAGCAACCGCCUCAGCAGCGCCCUGGCGCCCAGAUGGUCACCACCACCAGCAGCUCCUUCACCGCCAGCUUCUCCCCGGCCGGCGCCAGCACCCUCGCCUACGACAGGGAGUUCCUGCGAACCGCGCCCGGCGUCCUCAUGCUGGCCGAGAUCGUGCUAGGACUGCUGGUAUGGACACUGGUCGCUGGAACAGAGUAUUUCCUGUAUCCUGCCUUCGGCUGGGUGAUGUUUGUAGCCGUAUUUUACUGGGUUCUUACUGUCUUCUUUUUAAUCAUCUACAUGACAGUGACCUACACUAGGAUUCCCCAGGUGCCAUGGACCACGGUGGGUCUAUGCUUUAAUGGAAGUGCCUUUAUUUUGUACCUCAUUGCUGCCAUUGUAAAUGCAUCUUCAGUUACCAAUGAGCAGAACAGCCACAAUUACAACAGCUGGGCAGCUUCUUCGUUCUUCGCCUUUGUGGUUACCUUCUGCUAUGCAGGAAAUGCCUAUUUUAGUUUUAUAUCUUGGAGAUCACGGACCUCACAGUAA
Molecule: messenger RNA, 531 nt
Organism: Emys orbicularis (European pond turtle)
Lineage: Eukaryota; Metazoa; Chordata; Testudines; Emydidae
Gene: CMTM8
Product: CKLF like MARVEL transmembrane domain containing 8
Exons: 4
Coding region: 1-531 (176 amino acids)
Biological process (GO): myelination
Cellular component (GO): membrane
Molecular function (GO): structural constituent of myelin sheath
Source: RefSeq, a predicted model, not a curated record